AUGGUGGACUUCGUGGAUAAACAGGUGGACGAGCUGAAGAAGCUAUGGCACAACAAGCGGCAGCUCGCUUUCCAGGGGCUGAACCUGGCCAUGAUCGUGCUCUCCGCUCUCAUGAUCUGGAAGUCGCUCAUGGUGGUCACCAAGUCGGAGAGUCCCGUUGUCGUUGUGCUCAGCGGGUCCAUGGAGCCGGCGUUUCAGCGUGGAGACAUUCUCUUCCUCCACAACGGGGAUGAACCUCUUCGGGCGGGCGAGGUGGUUGUCUUCAAGAUUAAGGACAGGGAGAUUCCGAUCGUUCACAGGGUAAUGAACGUGCACGAAAAGCCUGACGGGUCGAUAUCAGUGCUAACGAAGGGAGACAGCAACAAGGUGAACGACCGGGGGUUGUAUGUGCCGGGGCAGAUGUGGCUCAGUCGGGAAGAUAUUCUGGGGAGGGCGCGGGGCACGCUUCGUUACGUGGGGAUGGUGACCAUCAUCCUCAACGACUAUCCACCGCUAAAGUAUGUGCUGGUCGGGCUAAUGGGACUUUUCGUGCUGACCAAUCGAGAAGCAUGAUGAAACGGGCACGCGCGUUGCCUGUCUGCCCCAUUAGCCGACACGCGGAGAGAGGAGAGGGACGGAGAGAAAGAGAGAGCGGGGGGUUGGGAGAGAGACACGGGGCACGGGAAUGAUUGUGGCGGGCUUUUUCAAGGACAUGCUCGUUGAACGUCUUAUUUAGUCGGGGUUGAAUGUCUACUAGAUGCUGACAAGGGGACCAGUUGUACUGAUGCAAUGCAGUUUGCAUGGCGCCCGUGAGACAAAAGCCCUGCGUGGGGCUGGUC
This is a messenger RNA of Ectocarpus siliculosus, 818 nucleotides long. The record is from the annotation of a GenBank genome assembly. Lineage: Eukaryota; Phaeophyceae; Ectocarpales; Ectocarpaceae.